This is a messenger RNA of Anneissia japonica, 2172 nucleotides long. RefSeq names its product E3 ubiquitin-protein ligase HUWE1-like. The record is from RefSeq and is a predicted model, not a curated record. Lineage: Eukaryota; Metazoa; Echinodermata; Crinoidea; Comatulida; Comatulidae.
CGAGGUACGUGUAAAUGACCGUAAAUUAUCGGAUAGAUUUGAAGUUUGUUUUAAUCAAUUUGGAUAAUAAUGGUAUAAUUAAAUGUAUUCGAAAUUAAAAAUAUAUCUUUACCAAUUGUUGAUUACUGGAUUUAAAACAGUUUUGUUGAGUGACUAACUAAGCAGAACGCUAUUUUGUAUUCAGUAUACAAUUCUGGAGAUCAUCCGGGUGCGCGCAGCGGGCUGUUGCUCAGUUCAAAAUGGCGGUCUACAUAUGAUGGUAAUACAUUUUAGGUAAUCAAUAUGAAGAUUGACAAAACUAAAAUCAAGAAAACAUUAUCAGAUGUGCCGACUGAUUGCAAGUGUCUGAUUGAUAAGCUUAAGACAUGUGAAAACUUGUCACAAGAACUCCAACAAAUCAAGUCUUGGAAUUAUGGCAAGUGUGAACUUUACCACUGGAUUGAUGUGCUGGAUCGGUUUGAUGUGAUCCUAGAAGAGGGAUGUCGCACAUGGCAGUUAUACUGCGACAUUCCUGAGAAUGCUAGUACUAAGAGAUUGAUUCACAAUGUGCUUUAUUUUACUUCAUUACUCAUUGAACACAGUUUCUCAAGGCAUCUUUACAAUUCCAUUGAGCAUCUAACAACAUUGUUAGCCUCUUCCGAUUUGACAACUGUCUUGGUGGUUCUGAAUCUGAUAUAUGUCUUCAGUAAACGAUCCAAUUUCAUAGUAAAGUUAUCAGGAGAUAAGCGUCAGGAGCUGCUUAACCGGCUGAUGUACUUGGCUGAUAGCUGGGGUGGAAAGGAGAAUGGCUUUGGGCUGGCUGAAUGUUGCCAAUCGGGCUCUAAAUGCCCAUCAUCUGCUACUACUUUACAUUUUGAAUUCUACUCGAAUAAUCCAGAUGGGAAAUCAUCAAAGAAGAGUGGCUCUCAUACUGUCAAUGUUAUACAUCUUGAAAAUAUAGAUAAGCAUCCAAAAAGCUCUUCACUAAUUAUGGAAGAUCUUUGCAAGAAAUACAGUGUACCUAAAGAUAAACAGAUGUUGCUGUUUACUCAUGUGAGGCUAGCCAGUGCUUUUUCUGAUUAUGAAAAACGUCUUUUAUGUGUACAAGCCAGGCUGCAAGCUCUUUCUAUAUUAGUCUAUACCAGUGCAAUACCAGACUCCUCUAGUUCUCUGUUAUAUGUUGGAUUCAUUGAAGAACUGGUAGAUGUGUUACAACUAGAUGAUACUAAUCUUGUGGAAAUUAAUGCAGCUGCCCUAAGGACUCUGACUUCUAUUAUCCACCUAGAUAGAAAUCCAAAACUUCAAAAUAUAGUGAAUGCUACAGGAGCCAGCUCAUAUCAUGGUUUUUUGCCAGUUCUUGUAAGAAGAUGUAUUCAAGCUAUGACAAGUCCAAAUGAAGUAGCCUUCCCUCAUUCAUUUGCUACAGCACUCUUUUCUUUUUUGUAUCAUCUAGCCAGUUAUGAAACAGGUGGUGAAGCAUUAGUGUCAUGUGGUAUGAUGGAGUCCCUACUAAAGGUAAUCAGGUGGUCUGGAGAGGAUGAACAAUUGCACACUACAUUUGUAACAAGAGCUGUAAGAGUUGUAGAUUUGAUCACAAAUCUUGACAUGUCAGCAUUUCAGACACAUGGUGGCCUGGCAUGUUUUAUCAAUAGAUUAGAGCAUGAGGUUGAAUUAUGCAAACGUGAUGUACCUCACAUCAUCUACCCAAGUAUCACAACAUCUCGCACAAGAGAAGGCUCAAUGUCACCUAUCCAUCAAUCAGAUGAUGUUGCCAUGGAUACAAAUGUUGCAAGUCCAAGUUCAGUUGGAGUUGAAGCUAUGGAAACAAAUCAGGGACCAUCUAGCAGUAGAGAAGAGAGCGGUAGUAAUAGCAACAGUAAAGAACAGUUAAAGCCAAAAUCUAGGUUGCUGUGUUUUCCACAGCGUGCAGCUCUUUUUAAAUCUAUGCUAAAUUUUUUGAAGAAGGCCAUUCCAGAUGCAGCAUUCUCUGACAGUAUUCGGCAUGUUAUGGAUGGAACAUUGCCAUCCUCCUUGAAACAUAUCAUUAGCAAUGCUGAGUAUUAUGGACCAUCUCUGUUUUUACUUGCCUGUGAACUAGUGACUGUAUAUGUAUUUCAAGAACCAUCCUUGUUGUCAUCGUUACAAGACACUGGUCUCACAGACGUCAUGUUGAAUGCAUUACUUAUCAAAGAU